Messenger RNA from Phoenix dactylifera (date palm), 1003 nucleotides. The record is from RefSeq and is a predicted model, not a curated record. Lineage: Eukaryota; Viridiplantae; Streptophyta; Magnoliopsida; Arecales; Arecaceae.
GGGUGGGAGCGUGGGCAGGGAGGUAAAAAGUGAGAGGUAUCGGUGGGCGAUCAUGCAUUCCGACCAACCAUCCAAGAUGAAGAUCUUCUUAAAGUUGAUGAAAACUGUAGCCCUUGAAGUAAACAGCACAGACACAAUUGAUGACAUCAAAGCUAAGAUUUCCCCCGUAGAGGGACUUGCACCGAGUCAACAAGAGCUAUUUUUUGCAGGUAAUCAUCUCAAGGGUACUAAUACACUAGCCGAUUACAACAUUCCCGAGAAUUCCACCAUCAACCUUUAUAUUGGACAUGGAAUGCAAAUAUUUGUUAAGGUUCCAACCACUGGGAAUACAAUUGUGCUUGAUGUGAAGAAAUGCGACACCAUUCAAAAUGUGAAGUCUAAAAUCCAGGACAAGGAGGGAAUCCCACUAAACCAACAAACACUCGUCUACUUAGGCAGAUCACUUGAGGAUAACGAGACAUUGAUUGCUUAUGAUAUCAAAGAAGCUUUGUUGCUUAAUUUAGUAUUGCAUCCAAAAGAUGAGCUGAAAAUAUAUGUCAACAUCACUAGUGGUAAAACCCUAAUACUUGAAGUGAGAACCUGGUACACCAUUAGGGAUGUCAAGAUGAUAGUUGAGAGCUUGGAGGGGGAUCCUACUGGUGAACAGAUGCUUGUUUAUGCUGGAAACCAGCUACAGGACACUCUAACUUUGCAUGACCAUAAAAUCUGUGAUAAUUCUGUCUUGCAGUUGUCGUCGUCUCCAAUGCAGAUAUUCAUUAAGAGUGCAAGUGGGAAGACCUUAACACUCAUGGUGGAAAAGAGCAGCACGGUAGCUAAUGUCAUGGAUAAUAUGGAAAAGAAGGGGUUCAAACUGAAUCACCAGAUGCUGGUGUAUGCAGGGAAAGUACUUGACAAAGAUGCAACUCUUGCAGAUUAUCAUAUUCAGGGUGGUUCAACCAUCGAUGUCCGAACACGUGCUGGUUCAGCCAUCGAUCUACGAACACAUGCUUCUUUUCAGUACUGA